Molecule: messenger RNA, 312 nt
Organism: Didymodactylos carnosus
Lineage: Eukaryota; Metazoa; Rotifera; Eurotatoria; Philodinida; Philodinidae
Source: the annotation of a GenBank genome assembly
AUGGUCACUCCAGUGACCAAGAGGGGAUCCUUCUCUUCCAUCCAAAUCUUAAAUGUGUGCGAAGAUCCACGUUUAUGUGAACAAGAAUGGGGUAAUCUUAUGGAUCCAUCUAUACAUGAACAAGAAUUAAUUGAUCAAGAAAAAGUUGGCGAUUUCUUUUAUCGUUUUCGUAAUGAUGAAUCAGGUGCUGAUGUCUAUGAUCAAAAACAUUAUCAAUUAAAAGAUUUUAAUAAUUGUGAAUUUUGUAUUUUAGAACGUAAUGAACAAACAGGGCCAUAUGAAUUAAAAGCACAAUUAAUAGAAAAAUCAUAA